This is a messenger RNA of Penicillium bovifimosum, 210 nucleotides long. RefSeq lists its product as uncharacterized. NCBI's taxonomy places the organism in Eukaryota, Fungi, Ascomycota, Eurotiomycetes, Eurotiales, Aspergillaceae. Bases 1 to 210 code for a protein of 69 amino acids. The transcript is spliced from 2 exons. The record is from RefSeq and is a predicted model, not a curated record.
AUGCACAAUGAUGGAACUCUAGCACAUAAGUAUAUCCGACUGGUCCUCAUCUGCGACAUCCAGAUUGAACACACUGUUAUCGAUGAAGAUAUUGCUGCCGAGUUUGUAGCCGCCGCGGUCCGGCGUGUGGCCAAGGCAGAUACAGGCCGCGCAGGUUACGCCGCCUAUGUUGAGGACUCGUCUAGUUGGAAGAGAUGGUCAAAGGCAUAA